AUGUGUACGCUGGAUCUGAUCAAACGAUGCAUAAAUUCCCACUCAGAACAUCCCCGCUUACAAGCGUUCAUAACACAUGGCGGCUACAACAGCAUAAUGGAGGCAGCACGAUCUGCAGUACCGCUUAUUACAAUACCGUUUUAUUUUGACCAAGUAAGGAACAGCCGUGCCGUUGAAAUGAACGGCUGGGGAAUUCCAGUGAAUCGAUUCUCCCUUCGUGGUAAUACAAAUGCUAUCUAUCAAGCACUGCAUGCUAUUCUCAGCGAUCCCCGG
Messenger RNA from Ostertagia ostertagi, 273 nucleotides. NCBI's taxonomy places the organism in Eukaryota, Metazoa, Nematoda, Chromadorea, Rhabditida, Trichostrongylidae. The record is from the annotation of a GenBank genome assembly.